Onthophagus taurus is the source of this 1733-nucleotide messenger RNA. It is a transcript of the gene vvl, whose product is annotated as ventral veins lacking. Gene Ontology annotation, biological process: regulation of transcription by RNA polymerase II. The record is from RefSeq and is a predicted model, not a curated record. Gene Ontology annotation, molecular function: RNA polymerase II cis-regulatory region sequence-specific DNA binding; DNA-binding transcription factor activity, RNA polymerase II-specific. Lineage: Eukaryota; Metazoa; Arthropoda; Insecta; Coleoptera; Scarabaeidae.
CCCUAUCGCUAGUACACCCAGAGCCGUCGUGAGUGUGACAUAUGCAUGACACAAACCGUUCCUGCAAUAGACUGCACAGACUGGCACAUUUCAGUUUCUGUUUCUUUGAUGUGACGCGUGUCGCGCAAGAACGGCGUUCGGCGGGAGUUAUUCACACAUGGCGGCAGCAACAUACCUGCCGACGAGUAGUGCCCUGACAUCAGAUGUGGACGGUGGAGUAGUGGUCGGCAUGAACGGGAUGAACAUCGCUGGAGGUUAUCAUAGUAGUAACUCGCCCAGAUCGGGCGUUGAUAGUGACAUGAAGUACCUUCCGCAUCAUCAACACCAUCAUCAUCACCAGCAUCAUAUGCCCGCGUCGCCGUCGCCUUCCGGGCCAGCAAUGAUGAAUCCUUGGGUUAGUUUACAAUCGUCCGAUCCGUGGAAUAUGCCAAUUCACCAUCAUCAUCAGGAUAUAAAACCUUUGGCGCAACACGCCGAAAUCUUACACAGACAGCAACAGCAACAACUUAGUUCACCGCAUCACCAUGGUUGGUCGAUGUCACAACCUUCUCAUUAUAAUCCCGGCGCUGGUAGCCCAUUGCAAACCGUUAACGGUAUGCUAUCUCAGUACCCACCGACGCCGCAACUUCAUCAUUCGUUACACCGCGAACUCCAAAGUCCACACCACCCGCAGCAUCCCGGAGAUCGAGAUAGCGUCGGUGAAGAUGAAACCCCGACAAGCGACGAUCUAGAAGCCUUCGCCAAACAAUUUAAACAAAGACGAAUAAAGCUUGGUUUCACCCAAGCUGAUGUUGGUUUAGCAUUGGGUACUCUUUACGGAAACGUUUUCUCUCAAACAACAAUUUGUCGAUUUGAGGCUCUCCAAUUGAGUUUCAAAAAUAUGUGCAAACUUAAACCUUUAUUACAAAAAUGGCUCGAAGAAGCCGAUUCGACGACUGGUUCCCCAACAUCGAUCGACAAAAUAGCGGCGCAGGGUCGAAAGCGGAAAAAGCGCACCAGUAUCGAGGUAUCUGUAAAAGGGGCCCUAGAACAACAUUUUCAUAAACAACCGAAACCUUCAGCACAAGAAAUUAGCAGCUUAGCGGAUAGCCUUCAAUUAGAAAAGGAAGUUGUAAGAGUUUGGUUUUGCAACCGACGGCAAAAAGAGAAAAGGAUGACUCCGCCGAAUACUCUCGGUCCAGAUAUGAUAGACAACCUUCCACCGAGCGGUCAUAUCCACCCAAGUUACGGCCAUCACCCAACGGAUAUGCACGGAUCACCGAUGGGUGGACAACAUUCCGUUUCCCACAGCCCCCCAAUGUUAUCCCCGCAAGGGAUGGGACACCAGCUUACGGCCCACUAGCAUCCGGCCCACUGGGCAUCGCUUCUUCACCACAGCGACAACGGCUAGCGUCUUACGCGGCGUUCAAGUCACCCACGACGAAGGACGACGUGGAGUGAACUUUCGAGAAAAGAAACUGCUACCUCAGAGAUUUCUUCUUCGCUGUUGUACUUGAUAAAACAAUGUGAUUGACAGUGGUGGUGUCCAGUGCGUAGUGUUGACCGAAAAAAUUAAAACGUUAAGUAAAAAGUACUCUUAAUUAAAAUCUUAAAUCCAUCCCCUUUAGAACUCUAAAGAACUUUAAAAAGCAGAAAAAUAAUCGGGGAGAUUUUACAAAGUUUACAAAAAAAACUUGUACAUUAACUGUAUAUAAUUACACAAUAAUAACAAUUUACAAAUAUAUAUAAAUAUA